UUUACUCACCAGUGCUGUUUUUAUCCCUCCUAGGAGAGUGUUUUUAGAACUACAACGAGCCAUUUUUUUAUUUCAUAUGGAACUCCAAAUGGGAAAGGUUAAAAAGAGAAAUUAUGUACAAACCUAAAGAAAAAGGAGGAAAAGGAGUCCCAGUCCUCUACUUGUUUUUAGGCAGCCACUAUACGAGCACCCACCUGAAACAAGCCAUGAACCUUUCUAGUAAUAACAAAACAAACACGAUGACCAGAUUCUGGUGCGGGUCCUAUCUUAGAAAAUUAAAAAUGAUAAAAAGUGAUUUUAGAACUCCAGUAGCUUUUAACCUUCCUCCUGCAUAUGUUUUUAUAUGGAAAUUUUUAGAACAUUUUAAACUGGAAGGAGAGGAGAGCAAGAUUUUAACAAAUCAUCGUUUUAUUAUUUCUGUUGUGCAGGACCGGGAAUCAGUGACUCCAGUGCGCGGCCUCCGGUAUGGAGACGCCUCCACCGUUUGGCGCAACGUGAGCCAUCCUGUCCUUUCAAACAGACUCCAGGAUCUGUCAUGGAUGGUGGCUCAUGGGAUCCUGCCGGUCAGAGCCGUUAUGCACUCCCGCGGCAUGUCUGCAACGUCCAUCUGCCCCCGACCCGGUUGUGGCGCGCCGGAGUCGGUGAGGCACCUGCUGUGGGAGUGCAGCGCUGCUGUGGACCUGUGGGCGAAGGCCGGCUCCUUGCAAUUCCCACACUUAGCAAGGGAGGUCCUCCAUGGGCAGCUAGUGCUGUACGGGGUGAGCCAGCAGAAAAUAACGAAAAAGGACUUUGCUGAGAUGUGGCUCACCCUCGCCACCAUCAAAGACGCCAUUUGGACCUCCAGAAACUUGCUGGUGAGCAGGCGCAGGCAGAUGCCCCCCGUGGCUGUGAAGAGGAACAUCAAGGGCUGCAGGUGGCGCGCCAAGGACACAGCCACCAAGAAGAAUCGCCUGCGCCUCCGUGGACGAAGGAGCCGGCGCUCCACGAACAGAGGUCCAAGCAGCGGCGGCCUGGCCCUCCGGGUGAGGCAGGAGGGAAGGAGCUUCAGGGCAGGCUUCCCCUCUGAGCACCAGCGCUGUUUGGAAGGUCGGGACGGCUCCGGACUUGGGAAGGAGUCACCCCGGUUCUGCUCAACUUUUAAUACACAGAGAUUUUGUAUUUUAUACUCUUGUUCUUAGCUUCUUUUAGUCUAAACUGAUGAAUUUGUAAGUU
Molecule: messenger RNA, 1212 nt
Organism: Xiphophorus hellerii (green swordtail)
Lineage: Eukaryota; Metazoa; Chordata; Actinopteri; Cyprinodontiformes; Poeciliidae
Exons: 1
Coding region: 114-1178 (354 amino acids)
Source: RefSeq, a predicted model, not a curated record